ACUUGCAAUGAAGUCAGUAAACCACAGCCUUCAGCAGCCGCUCUCCAUGCUGGUGCUUUCCGUUAUGACAUGCACUUGACAUGUCCAUCCUCUGCUUGGCCGGACCAGUCUCUCCCUGUCACGCAACAUGGACCAAAGAGAGAUUCUACUGCAAAACCUGGACAGGGCCCAAAGCAGGAAACUUAACAGAGAGGAGUUUGCAAACGAGUUUUUGAAGCUGAAAAGGCAAUCAACAAAAUACAGAUCAGACAGAAUAUACCCAACUGCAGCGUCUGAGCAACCAGAAAACAUCAAGAAAAAUCGAUACAAGGACAUCUUACCCUUUGAUCACAGCAGAGUGGAGCUCUCCCUCAUCACAUCAGAUAAAGAUUCUCAUUACAUAAAUGCCAACUUCAUCAAGGGAGUAUAUGGGCCGAGGGCGUAUAUAGCUACCCAGGGUCCUCUCACCACCACUGUUCUUGACUUCUGGAGGAUGAUUUGGGAAUAUGAAGUCCUGAUUGUGGUUAUGGCUUGCAUGGAGUUUGAAAUGGGGAAGAAAAAGUGUGAGCGGUACUGGGUUGAGGUGGGCGAUUCACCACUCCAGUGUGGUCCUUUCACCAUCACUUGUGAAUUGGAGGAAAAGAAAACUGAAUAUGUGAUUCGGACUCUAAAGGUGACAUUGAACAAAGUAAUUCGCACUAUUUAUCAGUUCCAUUAUAAAAACUGGCCAGACCAUGAUGUACCCUCCUCCAUCAACCCCAUCCUUGAGCUUAUCUGGGAGAUGCGCUGCUACCAGCCAGAUGACAACAUCCCCAUCUGUAUUCACUGCAGUGCUGGUUGUGGGAGAACAGGAGUUAUUUGUGCCAUUGACUAUACCUGGAAGCUGCUGAAGGAUGGGAUUGUUCCAGAGAACUUCAGUAUUUUUAGUCUGGUCCAGGAAAUGCGCACACAAAGGCCAUCAAUAGUGCAAACCAAGGAACAGUAUGAAUUGGUCUACGAUGCUGUGAUCGAACUCUUUAAAAGACAGAUUGAAGUGCUCACUGUCCACUCAGACUCUGCUGCCACAGAGAUUCAAACAAACCAUCCAAGACUCCAGCCGCUUCUGAGCCCACUGGAAGAAACUUAUUCUCUGACACUACCAAGCUGUUCAGCGCGAGAGGAACAGGAGCUACAUCAAAGUUCUGAUCAUAUGGCACAAGGGGAAAUAUCACUGACUGAUGCAUUGAACUGUAGGCCCUCAACAGUACAUGACAACUAUGGGCACAGUGUUCCUCCCAUUAGACAAGCCCUUUCUUCUGGGGCCUUGAACUUCAGCAGCAGCAAGAAUGCAGGUGCCGCUCUGCUGUCUGGGGAACCACUCCAGAAACAUCACAGCUUAGACUUGAGCAGCAUUUUUUCUGAUGAGAUUCCUCUGAACCUGAAAUCUACAGCUGCAUGUCGGAGAAACCCUAGUGUCAAGGCCCCAUUAAUACAAACCAAAUCAACUCCCUUUGAGUUAGUGCAGCAGAGAGACACCCAGGAACUGGAUGGAGGGGAUGCAGUAUCCUCUUUGGGCCCCUGGCUACCAAACUCCUGCAGUUCUGUGGGCUUUGAGGUGAAGAAGCAGACUGACUUUUCUUCUGUUGAACUGAACCAUUCUAGCAGACUAGUAGACGCUCCCCCGCGACACAUGAGCAGUGGCCUACAUCCUUCCCCAUAUUGUUGCUCAGCGGAAGACCCUUACUUUUCUUCGCUCUCUUCAGAUGAUCCAGGAUCCCCGAUGUUUAUUGACUACUUUUCAGAGCUGUAUGAAACAGUUUCCCUUUCUUUCCCUGCUGCAAUUUCCACAAUCCAGCCCUUGGAUUCUACCAGGGCCAGUCCUCCAGUGUCAACUCCUCUGUCCCAGCAUGUUCACCCAUUGGAUGACAGGCAGGCAUCCUCGCAGAAAGCAUCUCCAGACCCAGAUGAUGAUGUUCCUCCCCCUCUGCCUGAGCGAACCCCAGAGUCCUUUAUUGUGGCCAAUGAAACUGGUCAACCUCCACUGGCAACGUCAAACCACCAACCUGUACCAAGAAAUAUAAACAUUGGAACCUCUUCAGAGUGGAGUGGGGUGUCUCAGCCAAAGAUAUUUGAUGACUCAGUAAGACUGAGGCCAAGUAAGAGUGUGAAGGUCCGGAGCUCCAGAUCAGAGAAACACCGGGAUCGCUCUUCCUCCCCUCCUCCACUUCCUGAAAGAACCCCUGAGUCAUUCUUUCUUGCAGAUGAGGAGAGUCUGCAGCCUACUGUGAGGACUUCCACUAGCAACCCUGGGGAGUCGGGAAAUAAAGCUUCUGAAGACUCAUCAAAAGAGUCUGUGAAAUGCUUCAGGAGGAGUAAGAGCUUGAAAAUUUUACGAAACAUGAAAAAGAGUAUCUGUAGCCCAUCUUCACUGGCAAAACCACCAGAAUCUGCCCAGUCAAACCACUCCAGUUCUUUCCUGAGCUUCGGCUUUACAAAUCGAUUUUCAAAACCUAAAGGACCAAGAAAUCCUCCACCAUCUUGGAAUAUUUAAUUCAACUUUACAGAUGCAUGUGGUUUCCAAUACUGCAGAUUUGCCAUAUCCCUCCGACAUGCUGCACAUGCUCUUCACAUUACAGAAUUCCUAUCAGAACAUUAGCACUAAAAAUGAUCUUUGCUGUAUAAAGUCCACAACCAGAGAAUAGCAUACAAGCUCUCCUAAAUGUUUUUUGUAUAAAGAGGGAUGCACAAAUGCACAUAAGCUGCUUGACCCUUCCAGUUAAUGUAAACUAAAAACAUUUCAGAGAAAACUUUUUUUCUUAUAAAACUGUUUCUGAAAACAGGCUAAAAUUUUUUUUGGAGAACUUGUAUCGUUUCUUUACAGUUUAUUUAUUAUGUGACAACGGACCUGAUUCUCCUGUCACAGUAGUAAGUCCCAAUUAAGUCAAUCAAGUGACACCACUGCAAAAUGAUGCUCCCAUCACUUAAGCACAUGCAUAACUUUACUCAUAUGUGUAGUCAUAAUUAAAGAUCUGCAUGUGCUUAAGUGUUUGUAGAUUCAGGCUCUAAGUGAGAAUCAGGCUCUCAGAUUUCAGAACUCAUCUAUUUUCUUAAUGAUUAUAUUAACAUUAUGAUUAUUUCCAUUUGAAUUAAUCAGAUAAUUUGUCUUUCUAAGUUUCCAUCCAAAAAGGAAGACUAAGAUGCUGACUGUUCAUAUAGGAACCAAACUUGCAUAUGUAAACACUGCAUAAUCUACUGAAAAAAUUCCACAUCAAACAAAAUGUAAGUGCAUCUUAGUUUGGGCUUUCAUGCUGCAAAUUUUAAGGUGUCUGUAACUUGCCUAAACAAUGCAACACAAAGUUCCAUGCUGACAGUUGGCAAUUAAAUCCCCAACCUGAACAUUUCCCCCCCUAAAAUCGGAAAGCUUGUUUUCUUGCUAAUAAAUGGGGUCAGAUUAAUAUGUUUUGCUCUCUUCUAGAAAAAAAAAAAGCUGAUUUUUGGCAACAAACACUGCAGGUAUUUUUAGGGCCACAUAUGCUGUCUCUGGUUCACAGCAAAACCCAGUGAUGAAUAACAGAAUAUACAGAACUCAUUGACAUCAAGUUGCUUUGUGGAUCAAAUGCGGGGUAUACCAGCCCUAAAAGUAUCUGCAGCAUUUUUUUUCAAAAUCAACUAUUUUCUAAGAUAGCUAAAAUUACUGAAACAAUGUGUCUAAUUUAUGAUCAGCACACUGAAUUCCCUAGUUAUCUCCAAAGUGCUAAUGCCACUGAAUUAAAUUGUAUCCCUUUGUUCUGCACCUUUACACUUGUCACAGGGAAGAGCUUGCACUUUACCAGCUGAAAGGGUAUGCUACAAUCACAAGCAGUUUGGAUGUAAGUGGUUUCUGAUAAGGGAACUCCUAAGUACUGUGACUUGAUUGUCAUUUAUGCUGAUCCUAUGUUUGGGGCAAGCAUAGAAGGGAGUGGAGCAAAGAAGGCUGCAAGACCUCUUUGUGCUCUUCUAAUUUUGGGACAGCUGGGGCCUGCUUGACCCCCUGUGUAAAGUAGAGCAGCCUUAAGACAAAAAUGAUCUGAUAUCAGAUCAGACAAAUUAAAUUGACAGCAAGCCUUUUAAUUUUAAAAAUAUUGACAAAGUAAUAACUAGAAGUCAGACAAAAUCUCAGUGAAUGGAGUAUUGAAUCUGUGAAGCAUUUUAUGUGUAUGAAAGAUGCUAUACAAAAUAAAGUUUAUUUA
Messenger RNA from Emys orbicularis (European pond turtle), 4187 nucleotides. RefSeq names its product protein tyrosine phosphatase non-receptor type 22 (gene PTPN22). Bases 128 to 2509 code for a protein of 793 amino acids. NCBI's taxonomy places the organism in Eukaryota, Metazoa, Chordata, Testudines, Emydidae. Gene Ontology annotation, molecular function: non-membrane spanning protein tyrosine phosphatase activity. The record is from RefSeq and is a predicted model, not a curated record. Gene Ontology annotation, biological process: positive regulation of ERK1 and ERK2 cascade; T cell receptor signaling pathway; positive regulation of toll-like receptor 3 signaling pathway. The transcript has 21 exons. Gene Ontology annotation, cellular component: cytoplasm; nucleus.